Eutrema salsugineum is the source of this 819-nucleotide messenger RNA. RefSeq names its product ethylene-responsive transcription factor ERF035. The coding region runs from base 1 to 747 and encodes 248 amino acids. Gene Ontology annotation, biological process: regulation of DNA-templated transcription. Gene Ontology annotation, molecular function: DNA binding; DNA-binding transcription factor activity. The record is from RefSeq and is a predicted model, not a curated record. The transcript has a single exon. Lineage: Eukaryota; Viridiplantae; Streptophyta; Magnoliopsida; Brassicales; Brassicaceae.
AUGGAAAAACAAAUCAACAUAGAGAGUAGUGCUUCCGUUAUAACAACCUCCACCGCCACCACCGCGACGUCUUCGUCGGAAUCUUGGUCUUCCUCCAAAAGAUCGUUAGUGCAAGACAAUGAAGCCGACGGCAAACGGCGGAAGAGGAGCAACGAUAAGUGUCAGACGACGCCAUAUAGAGGAGUAAGGAAGAGGAGCUGGGGAAAAUGGGUGUCGGAGAUUAGAGAGCCAAAGAAGAAAUCGAGAAUAUGGCUUGGCACUUAUCCAACGGCUGAGAUGGCAGCUCGAGCUCAUGACGUGGCGGCUUUAGCCAUUAGAGGCAACUCCGGUUAUCUCAAUUUCCCUGAAUUAUCCGGUUUGCUUCCUCGUCCGGUUAGUUCCUCCCCCAAGGAUAUCCAAAUCGCAGCUGCCAAAGCAGCAGAAGCCACGUGGCGAGAACCGGUUCAUGAUCAUGAGAAAGCCAAGCGGCUCAUGGGAACUGAUGAGCUAAGCCAUUCCGAGUUGUCCACGGCUCAGUCGUCGGCUUCGAGCAGUGUUGUGUUUUCUUCCGACACGUCGGAGACUUCAAGUACUCAUGAUAAAGAAAGCAACGAAGAGACUGUGUUUGAUUUGCCGGAUCUUUUCACCGAUGGGCUGAUGAACCAAAACGAUGCGUUUCGUUACUACGACGACACUUCCACGUGGCAUCUUUAUGAAAAUGAUGUUUGGUUUCGGCUCGAAGAGCCGUUUACUUGGCGGAAUAAUUAAAACCACCCUCUGUUUGCUUUACUAACGUACAGUUUUUCCAAUAUGGUUUUCUACAUUUUUGAGUAUGUUACU